Molecule: messenger RNA, 940 nt
Organism: Plasmodium knowlesi strain H
Lineage: Eukaryota; Apicomplexa; Aconoidasida; Haemosporida; Plasmodiidae
Product: SICAvar, type I (fragment)
Exons: 2
Source: RefSeq, a predicted model, not a curated record
AUGGCGUCAUCAGGAGGCAGUGAUCUUUUCAGGGCGUGGUUGGAGGCGCAGGGAGCACAGAAUGGUGCGGUAACCACGUUAACGGCGGACAGUGUUAUGGCGACCUUGGAGAGCGAUUUGGAAGCAACGUGGGAGAAAUUGAAGAGUUGGCUCUCGCACGGGGGGUCCCAUGAAAUAGGGAGACUCUGUAAAGACGUGGCAACAAAUGUGCAGGGUGGGGGGGGUACGACGGGGCAGAGGGAGGCUUAUCUGAAGAAUGUAUGCAAAGGAAUCGCUGAAAUAAAGUACUUCAUGAGCGGUGUAGAAACUAGGAAGGAGGGUAAAACAACGGAAGAUGUGUCACCCACUUAUGAGAAAGUCGAAGGUCCUGAAGCUUAUAAACGUUGCAUUGUUGGCACUGUCGCCAUGUCCACAAUUUAUGGAGAUCAUUGUACAUUGGAUGAAAUUAUUGGGGACAUUGAAAAUGGAGUGGAGCAGGAGUUAAGGGGCACACACCAGAGUGGAGGAGCAAAAUUGGACGCAUGUGGCGGAAUUACGAAGACGGACGUAGCAGUUGGUAGAUCCGUCCUUCAAGGUAAAAUCGAAAAUUGGUCGAAAGGGGAGAGGAGUGUGGGGAGCAAGGACGAUGGGUUCGCGAGGGUAGGGUACGUUUGGUCACAAUGGAAGAAUGUCUGUCCGCGGGGCAGGGCGGAGGACGAAGCAAAGAAGGAAGAGAAAGAGAAGAAUAAGGGCACUAUUGGCAAUUUCCUUAAAGUAGGCAGUGACACUCAUAGGGACCAAUUAAUGAACGAAUUAAUGAAUGAUAAGGUGCCACUAACAGUCGAAAACUUGAAGACAGCACUGCAGAAAUCCCUCGGAAAUGGUGGUAGUGGUGCUAUUGGCACUAUUGAAGUUGACAAUGUAAUGAAGAACUUAGAGGGAAGUAUCCAAAAGAAUGAAG